AUCUGGUGAAGGGGCGAGGGGGGAGGAAGGAGCGGAGGAGGCGUCGUCAGGACGCAGCGAGGGAGAUGGCAGUGACGGUGACGGACGGAAAGGGACAGAGAGAGAGAGAGAGAGAGAGAGAGGAGAGAUGGCCAGUGAGUGAAGAAGGAUGCGGAUUUGCGGGAGGAAGAGGGAGGAGGAGGAGGAGGAGGAGAGUUUAAUAAUCGCGGAAGGAGAGGAGAUGGAUGCGAGGAGGGGGAGGGGGGAGCUGAUGUGAGGUGAUGUGAUGUGAUGUGGCGGAGGAGACUGGAGCGAAUUGACCUGGCGCAGCAGCAGUUGAGCAUCUGGGGUGUGCUUUUUAUGCCCAAUCGGCCUCCCGCAUUAGCCAUCGGGUUUCGUCUCGUCUGCGCCGAUUCUCACUCGCCCCUGAUUCGGUCGCUCCUCGGAUCCCUGCUGCUCCUGCCUGCCCUUUCUCGCAGCCAGGGUGCAGGGCAGGACUGGUAGCAGACUGCGCGACUGAAGCUUGUGCGGGCGUGAUUCAUUCAUAUAUUUGCUCCCUAGUGGCGUAGCGACGAGACCUUGGCUGGCUGCCGGGCUGGGCUGGUGCUGGUGCUGGUGCUGGUGCUAGUGGAUCGAUCGAGAGUCGCGGCCGAGCAAGGAUCGAAAGCUUUUGAGGUGUUGUUGCGGACGAGCACGAGCACGAGCACGAGACGCAGACGAACGCGAGGACGAGAGGUCGAGAGGUUGAAGGCAGACUCGCUGUUGGAUCGGUAGAAUUGGAUUGCUCGUCGUCGUCGGCUGGGUUGCGGGGAGGAGCUCGAGGCGGAGCGGGCGACGACGCGCGAGGGACGAGGGGCGAAGGUUGAGGAGGAGGAGGGCGGAGGAGAGCGAGAGAGAGAGAGGUAGCGAGGUAGCGAGGAGGGAAGAGGAGGGGGGCUCGCGAUGGCGAUGGAGCGCCGGAGCAGCGAGCAGUACAGCGGGACGUCGAUGCAGUAUGGGCCGUCGUUCCCGGGCUCGUACGCGGGCAACUACGAGGAGCCGUACCAAAUGAAGCGAUACAAGACGUCGAAAUCGCGGACGUGGGAUCUGGGCAUGACCGACCCCGAGGUGAAGCGCAAGAAGCGCGUCGCCUCCUACAAGGUGUUCACCGUCGAGGGCAAGGUCAAGGCCUCGGUCAGAAGCGGCUUCCGCUGGAUCAAAAACAAGUACAUCGAAGUCCGCUACGGCUGGUGGUGACAUCCUUGCUCACCAUCCCCCACCGUGACAGACCUUAAUUCGUCGAGCUGGGUGCAGGAGUCGAUGGGACUGCAAAGGUCGAUGUCCACGACGACCGCCUUCCUUUGCAGUAUUCUCGCGGCAAUCGGAAUUGGGGACCAAUUCCCCUCUCGUGAGCCCUCUUCUCUCAUCGUCGUCCUCCCCCUCGACGUACACACACACACACACAAACACACACAUACACAGAUACUGACACUGAGACACAGACAGACAACUUUUCAAACAGAAUUAGCAGGAGGAGAUGAUGACUCCCAAAAUCACAAAACAAGUUCUUCUUGUUUCGGACAUCUUUACUUCGUCGCUGGCGAGAGCGUGCGUUCGUUCUUGCCGGUGAUUUCUUGCUGUAGACUCCAGCACACAUAGUCGAGGAGCAGAGAGGCGUAGGCGAUUGGAUCAGGGUUAGGACGGGUGAGCAGUUGGAAUUCCUCAGGCGAAGCAACGGACGAGUCCCAUGGCGGAUAGGUGAAACUGGAGCAAGAAUGAGGUAGGUGUGAGAGCGGUUACGUGAAGAUCCGGUCGUCCUAGCAGCAACAACUGUCCUGCCGUGAUAGUGCUGACGAUGAUACUGAUGAUGAAAUGAUGAUGAUGAUGAUGAUUUGUAAGAUUGAUAGUAGGUGUUGGAGCCCCCGUGUAAAAUACUACGUUAAUUGUUCCGAAGAGUUUUUUUUUUCACUCGAAGCACCUCGACUCGACCCUUCUUGUGGCCUUCUUCUACUUUGGUGACCAUAAAAUUACUGAAUUGGGUGACUCUCCGUGUUUCUCGAAUGCUUGUGCUCUCAAUUUCGCCAGUCAAUUGCCUGUCACGACGCCCCCCGCGGGCUCCCUCCUUCGCGACUGUGCGGAGGCCAGCGCUUCCCCUUGCCUGCCUCUCGGGAAGCCUGGCCGAGAAUUCCUCCAAUUCAGUUUCUGUCCUCACUAUUAGCGAGAUCCCGUUUGUGCAUUAUUUAC
Messenger RNA from Marchantia polymorpha subsp. ruderalis, 2202 nucleotides. Lineage: Eukaryota; Viridiplantae; Streptophyta; Marchantiopsida; Marchantiales; Marchantiaceae. The record is from the annotation of a GenBank genome assembly.